Messenger RNA from Bicyclus anynana (squinting bush brown), 5440 nucleotides. RefSeq lists its product as uncharacterized. The record is from RefSeq and is a predicted model, not a curated record. Gene Ontology annotation, biological process: meiotic sister chromatid cohesion, centromeric; protein phosphorylation; mitotic spindle assembly checkpoint signaling. Lineage: Eukaryota; Metazoa; Arthropoda; Insecta; Lepidoptera; Nymphalidae. Bases 295 to 5085 code for a protein of 1596 amino acids. The transcript has 14 exons. Gene Ontology annotation, molecular function: ATP binding; protein kinase activity.
UUUUUGUCACUUUGAUGGACAAUUGGACAGUGAAUUUAGGAUUGUGCUUCAGUUUUAACAAAUAUGAUUUUUUUGGAAAUAUUAUAGUCGAAACGUUUAAUUUAUAAUUUGCUAAACAAAAUUAUUAAUGUUUCAUUAUAUUUAUAGUUAGAACGUGCUUAUUUAUUGUUUCUCAUUUGUGUGUAAAGGCAAAAUCCAGUCUGUCUAUGUGAGGUUUACGAUCACGUAUUUGUGGACGUAUAUUGUGUUAUUAACUGUAAUGCUCUGAUAUUUUGACUGUGAACAAGUGCUAAGAUGGAUAUUGAUGUCAGUAAGGAGAAUAUUCAGCCUCUGAGAGGCGGUAGAAAUCUCGUGCAGCUUGGUACUGCACUGCAAGCUCAGUCAGAUGUUGAUGCCCAGCGACAGCUUCAGUUGCAAAAAGAGGAACACGAAAAUGCUAUUAGACAUUAUCAAGGGCCUGAUCCUUUAGAUCCUUGGUUUAACUACAUACAAUGGGUUGAACAGUCUUAUCCCAAACAUGGACAUGAAGGUAAUAUUGAUAAAUUAAUAAAAGACUGUUUGCAGUUGUUUGAAAAAGAUGAAAGAUAUUUUCAAGACCGGAGACUUGUAAAAUUAUGGAUUAAAUAUGUUGAUUGUCUCUCAAAUCCACUGGAAAUAUAUCAAAGGCUUUACAAUACUGGGAUUGGUGUGGAAUGCUCAGAGUUUUACAGAGCAUGGGCUUGCUACAGUGAGGAGUCUGGAGAUUAUAAGAAAGCAAACCAAGUGUACAUGUUGGGUCUUCAGGCAAAAGCGCAACCAUUAGAUGAACUUGAACAAGCACAUAUGAACUUCCAACUGUUUUUUGCUCAAAGGAUGUUACACGAUGAUUCCCCUACUAAGAGAAAGGCAGCUUCAGCUUUGGCAGAGACCAGAUUGGCUUUAACAUCCUUGAAAUCUUUUAAAAGACGGAAUAUUGCCAAUGUGCCAGUACAAAGAGUGGGUGAUAGCAUAAAACAUGUGGUACCUGGUGUUGUAAGACAACAACCUGCAGAUAGUAGACUUCCUAACUCUAAUAUCAUGAUUAAUGUGUAUGAGGAUGCCCCUUCAACUUCAAGGGGAGCGAUUCCAGUGGCAGAGGACCCAGGACCCGCAUCACUAGUGCAAGCCUGCAGUAAUAUUGAGAAUCAGAGAGAAGUUGGUAUAUGGACGAACCCUAAGACUAAGAUGGUACAUACAAAUGUUGUACCACAUCAGCAACUGCCUUUUACACCAUAUGAAGAUGACAAUGAUGAAUUAAAACUUUCUGGAAAUCAUUUGCCCUACUGUAUGGACGAUUUGAGAUUUAAUGUGCCUCUGUGUGUACCUGACCCAGUUGAUCCCACAAAAAUACCCUGUUAUAAUAAAACCCAGGUAUAUGUUAAUGAUAAAGAAUAUAGUUUAGAAGAGAUCCGAGCUAGAAAAUUUCAUGUACAAAAAGAGAUUAAAACAGAGGCUAUUGAAAUUAAAGAAACCUAUAAAAGUAUUAAUGAGACCCUUGCACAAUGUAGUGCUCUGGAGACACUUGCCAACUGCGCUCUAGACACAGAACAUGACCAUAUGGCCCAACUAAUGCCAUUGACAAUGCCCACUUUACAUAAUGUAACUAAAGUUACAAAUAUGCAUUCUCCUGGUGAACCUAAACUAUUAGUGAAUUUAGAUUCAAAAGAAGUUAGCAUUAAGAAAAAUGACGAAAACGAAAGAAGUGUUAUGAUUGACAAAGAAAAUCAAAUGGCACCACAAACUAAUACCUAUAACGAAAAUGGCUACGCCAAAAACAACUUGAUGGAAGAGUUUAAUAGAAGUUUGAUGAGUAAUCUUCUCGGUGAUUCUGUUACUGUGAACACAAAAGAAGCUCGAUGGGAACUGAGAAAUAUAUUUAAUGAUAAUGCGGAGCCAUCUAUGGUUCAGCCAGUAGCUGUUCAACAAUUUGAAGUUCCCAAAUUUGACAUACAUGAAGAUAGAUCUAUGACUAUGGCUAUCAAUGUAAAGAAAAAUUAUGAAAUAGAUCCUAGAAACUUUCCUGAAGACAAAGAGAAUGCAAAUAAGUUCAGUGUCCCUCCUGUGGUACCAACACAUCAGGUUAACAAAACAGCUUAUUAUGAAGAACCUUCGUGUACACAAGUGUUUAAUUUCAAUAUAAAAGAUGCAAGCACGCCAAAUAUGUCUCAAUUUAAGAAACCUACUAGUUGUAUUGAUCAGUCCAGUAAAUAUGCUUCUGUACCAAAGUUUGCUAUAGAUGAGAGUGUCAUAGAACACUCCGAUCAUGCGGGAAUCAAAAGGGAAGAAUGUGUUAGACAGGCGACGGAUCAACACGCCACAGAUAACCAUGGCGCAGGCCUCUCUGUUAUAAUGGAAGCGACCCGGGAGUACACCAGUAAAUCAGGCUCGAGUUCCUCAGGACAAUCAACAAGAACAAAUUUUACAGGGUACACAACUAACUACGACUCGAUGUAUAAUAAUCAAAAUGAUCCCAACCUACAGAACACUGCCGCUAAAAGAAAUUCAAUUUCCAGUCAAUCGAGACUUCCCAAUGGCCAAUUCGCUAGAAACUAUCAGAAGCGUGAUCAAGUUGAAAUUAAAGGGGCGCUUCCGCCGCCCUCAGUGCCUUAUCAUUCCCACGAUCAUCAAUAUCAAAAACCUGUUCCGCAAAACUAUAGCGGCUAUUCUCCUCAAAGGUCAAUACAUCCCCACUACCAGCAAGGUUACGGUUAUCAACAAUCUUAUUCUAACAACCACUUAAUGAAUCAACCGCCAGCUCAAGGUUUUGGAAGUCCAAACCCGAAUCCCUACCAUAGUCCCCAACACCCUGGUGUGAAUACCCACGAUAUGAAUCCAUCAGUACCAGUAGGGUUUCAAAGUCCCACAUAUUCAAAUCAAAUGGUAUACCAGCAUUCGCCGGUAGCCAGUCCCGCUCAUCCUAUGAUGAGUCCGCAACCGAAUUACAAUCGCCAGGAGUUCCACUACCCUAGUCCAGCCGAUCGUCAUGUCUAUCCUAACCAACAGCAACACCAACCCACUGCAGUAUUCCAAAGCCCUCCACACCAACCUCAAUACUCAAACGCACUCUAUUAUCAGAGACCCAGUCAAGUGACUGCUCCUAAUCAAGCAUAUGGACAACUAAAUUAUAACACUCAAAACCAAUAUAAUAGCCCAAAUAUGUAUUCGAAUACGAACCAGCAUGCGGAAAGUGUAAAUUAUAACGCCGUACAAAAUUCUUAUCGCCAGCCUGCUAAAGUAAUAGAAAACAACCAAUCGUCAUACGGAAUGUCUAACAAUCAACCGUUCCAAAUAUACCAAAGUCCUCAACCCCCUCAAAAUAAUUACCGUAAUACAGUACAAGAACCUGCUAUGGUACAAAAUACCUAUUCUGAUCCUCAAGUUAAACAAGAACCUUCAGAAUUGAAAAGUCCAGAAAGAACUGAGAGUGAUAAACAUGCAAAUAACAGUAACAACGUUCAGUAUAAAAAUCCAGCAUUACAUAAGAGUCCUAAUAGUUCAGUGCUAAGAACUGUCAGGCAUGAACAACCAAACGUUAAACUUAGUCAGAAAUCUCCAGAUAUUGGAUUUUCAAAUCAAUUUUUGAACUUCAUAUCCAACAGAAAUGAACCGAAAGACAAUGCAAAUACACCUAAAUUUACGAAUAGUCCAAACAUAUCGCAAAAAAUGCAUAAGAAUUUGUAUGUAUCGAGUCCUGAGCAAGCUCAAGUCCCACCAACGUCUGGCCUGUCCGAUACAGACAGUAAAGACGGCAUGACGGCUCAAACUGCUACACCAAUACAGUCUGCUAAAAUAUCUCAUGCUGUCGAAAAACACAAGGAUAUUUCUAAACGACAGUUGGAUUUCGAACACCGUGUAGAUAUCCAGUCUGAAGACAGCAGGGAUUCUGUAGGCAAGGACAGUAGAAUCUCUUCAAUUUACUCUCGCCAAUCGGACUUCCAAUCUGAUGGUUACGGAAUGGAUGUGGAUAGCGAAAACUCAAUGGAGUGUAGUUUUAAGGUCACUCACUCAAUUUCUUUGGUAGAAACCAGUGACAUACCUAAACCAGCUGAUAUUGAAUUCCCAAAAGUGAUUGAUCCGUUUAACAAAAAGAUUUUAGCCUCUUUACUUGAAUAUGUCAAGUUUCCUAACAAAACUCAUGCAGAUGGCUACAUGGAAGUAAGAUCCAUUCCAAAAAUACAAACAGCUUCAGUUAUGAAUGUAGGACAUACCAAAUUCUCUAUAGAAAAACAACUUGGCAAAGGAAAUUAUGGAGCAGUAUUCUUGUCAUUGGACCUGAAUAGUAACAAGACUGUAGCUCUAAAGUACCAAAAACCAAGCCGGCCAUGGGAGUUCUACAUUUGUCAAGAAAUAAAAGCGAGAAUUAAGGAUCCAUUCAUGCUUCCAGGAUACAUGGACAUAACAACAGCAUUUCUGGGAGAUAAUGCAAGUUUAUUUGUAUCUGAAUAUUCGAAAUAUGGAUCUUUAUUGGACGUCGCAAACAAAGUUAGAGUUGCCACUUCAAAAUGCAUAAAUGAGUUUAUUGUCAUUCUAUUGACAUCAGAAAUGCUCUCAAUAGUACAUUACUUGCAUAAAGCUCAAAUUAUCCAUGCUGAUAUUAAGCCAGACAACUUUUUAUUGAUGAAGAUCCCAACUCAAGAAUGGAGGACACCAUCUUUGCAGUUGAUUGAUUUAGGAUGUGCAAUCGAUAUGUCAUUAUUUCCUGAAGGAACGACGUUUAGAGAAUUAAUUGCAACUGAAGGAUUCACAUGUACAGAAAUGAGGGAAGGGAAGCCUUGGACAUACCAGACAGACUUAUACUGUCUUGCUGGUACAAUUUUCGUUAUUUUGAUGGGCAACUACAUGAAGGUGACUAACCGUCUUGGACAAUGGAAUAUUGACAAAAAAUUGCCCAGGUACAUGAAAAAUAGCUUAUGGGACAAAAUAUUUACUACUCUUCUAAAUGUGCCAGAUUGCAACAACUUACCCGACCUCAUGGAUUUAAAAUCUGAAGUUGACAGUGUCUUGAAUGGAAUAGACAGUCUCAGUUCACAGCUCCGUAACUUUGCGAAUGUGCUUAAGUCUAGGUAAAUAAAAAAGCCCAGCUGUAUUUAUUGCAUUUAGAUGUAUUGACUGUAAAGAAUUUGUUUGUAUUAAUAUAAUACUUAAGUUUGAUGAAUUUCAGUAGUCUUAACAAGUUGGUACCUACAUCUAUGAAAGAACCUAUUGAAUAUCAAAUUCUACACUUUUAAGGUUAUCUUGUUGUGUUUAAUUAAAAAUGUGAUAUGUAAUUUAGCUUUUUGUUAGUAAACCGUGGCUUAGAUAUCUUGUUAGCUUAAUGUUGAAACAACAUUUAGGUUUCAUUUAUUUUUGUACAACUUAUAAGACUUGCACUACAUAUUUUUUUCUGUUUUAACUGUAAUUAAAAUAAACAAUUACUUGGUUA